ACAAAAAAACGAAUCCAACUCGUUCUCCUCAAUCCUCAUUAGAUUGGCGUACUUUUGCUGUUGAGAACUUGCUGUAAAAUCAACCAUGGCCCAGGAAAUAGUUCUUUAUUGGGGCGAAGGCUCUACUCCUUGCUGGAGGGUGAUGAUCGCCCUGGAGGAGAAGGGUUUAAGCAACUAUACCAGCAAACGUCUCGCCUUUGAAAAAAUGGAGCAUAAAUCGGCGGAGGUAAUGGCUCUUAACCCCAGAGGACAGCUCCCUACCUUCAAAUUUGAGGAGAAAAUCAUUAAUGAGUCCUGUGCUGCCUGCAUGUUCCUGGAGUGUAAAUUCAAGGAUCAGGGAAACCAGCUGACGCCAACUUCCUGCGACGAAAAGGCCAAGAUGUUUCAGCGUCUUUUUGAGGGCCUCACACUUGGCCAGAAGCUUGGUGAAGUCAUCUACUACGAUUGGAAGGUCCCGGAAGGAGAGAGGCACGAGAGUGCAAAGACAAGGAACAGAGAGGCUUUGCGUGCAGAGCUCCAACUGUGGGAAGGAUACAUGGCGAAGGAGACUGGACCUUACAUUGCUGGGAAGACCUUUUCCUUGGCUGAUGUGAUAAUUUUCCCAUCCAUCGCCUAUGCCUUCUAUCUCGGGUUGUGUCCUAAGCGUUUCCCUAAACUGGCUCAAUAUCAUGAUAUGGUAAAGGAAAGACCCAGCAUCAACAAAACAUGGUUUUCUGCCUGGAAAGACAACAACAAGGACACUUUGAAGGACAUCUGAGAAAACCUAUUGAGCUUUUCUAUAAUGAAGUGAUUGCAACCACUCUACUGCCUUGCACGUCAGUGCCAUAUUAUACUAUCUGAAAGCAUCUCACCUUUGUAGUUUUGUCCUUUAAAUGGCAGCUCCUAUAAUUUGAACGUCAAUAAAAUAUCACUUCCAAAUGCA
This is a messenger RNA of Corythoichthys intestinalis (scribbled pipefish), 922 nucleotides long. Its product is annotated as glutathione S-transferase A-like. The transcript is spliced from 6 exons. Bases 86 to 757 code for a protein of 223 amino acids. Lineage: Eukaryota; Metazoa; Chordata; Actinopteri; Syngnathiformes; Syngnathidae. The record is from RefSeq and is a predicted model, not a curated record.